UAAGUACUGCCAGUGGUACUCUUGGAUGGAUAGGGCAGCAUUCAUAUGCCGCGCUGGGGACAGACUACGUCUAUCUUAUCUGCUGCAAUGCUCUCGUCUCGUAUUUCUGCCCUACUCGCUACCGUUGCUAUCGUUGCGAGUGCUGCCCAAUUCCCAGUUGUCCAGCCGAAGUUGCAGGCAAGAAACGCCCCAAGUGUUGGCCUCGGUGCAGACCAAUACAAUGCGGGCCUACUCACUCCGCUGAGAAACCUCUCCGCCCUGUCGAUCGACGAGUUCAUGACAUUCUGUCAUCCCCUCUUCCCCAACUACAAUGUGCGCAUCAAGAAGUCGGACUUUUGCGACGGUACCGUUGGAGCAUACACAGGAUACAUAGACAUCCAGGCCAGACAUAUCUCCUUCUACUUCUUCGAGAGCAGGAAUGACCCCGCCAAGGACGACGUCAUAUUAUGGGCAGACGGAGGUCCGGGGUGCUCUUCUGCUCUCGGUCUCUUCAUGCAGCUCGGCCCCUGUAGAAUAACCAACCUUGACAACCUCACAUUCAACCCGUACUCAUGGAACAACAAGGCCAAUAUCUUCUUCAUAGAUCAGCCUAUUGGCGUUGGCUUCUCAUACGCGGAGUAUGGAGAGACAGUCAGCACGACCCCGGAGGCAGCCCAAGACAUCGCCGCAUUUGUUGCUAUCUUCUUCGAGCACUUCGAACAAUUCAAGGGACGUGCCUUCCACAUGGCUGGCGAGUCAUAUGGCGGCCGCUACAUCCCUGUGUUUGCCGCAGAAAUUUACGACCAGAACACCAAGCUUGUUGAGGCAGGCUUAACCCCUGUCAACCUGUCCUCCAUCAUGAUAGGCAAUGGGUGCACUGACUGGGUCUCGAUGAUACCGUCUUACUACGACAUGACUUGCACUGCUGUUUCUGUCGCCCCGAUUAUGGACAUCAGCUCAUGCGUGCGCAUGAAACAGGCAAUUCCACGCUGCCGGGAUGCGCUGCAGAAAUCUUGCAUAGAACAGUCCGAUCGCUUGAGCUGCGAUGCUGCAAAGCUCUUCUGCUCGGCCGAGAUCGACGGGCCCUUUUUCGAAACAGGCUACAACCCGUACGACAUCAGCAAACCAUGUUAUGGUUCCGUCGACGAGACCCUCUGCUACCCAUCAACAAAAGCGAUCGGUGCUUAUCUCGACCGACCGGAUGUUCGCAAGCAGAUUGGAGUGGACGCGUUCGUAGGCACGAACUUCAGCAUCUGCAACGACGAGGUGCACGCGGCAUUCGACCUGGCGAACGAUCGGAUGUUCCCAACGCAAUUCUACAUCAGCGCGCUUCUCGAGCGCGGUGUGCGUGCGCUCAUUUACGUCGGCGUGAAUGACUGGGCCUGCAACUGGGUCGGGAACAAUCGCAUGUUGUUGGAUUUGGAAUGGUCGGGUCAGGAAGCGUUCGUCAAGGAACCACUUAAAGAAUGGACGGUGAACGGCAUUGCUGCCGGACUGACGAGGAGCGCUGGACCCUUGACAUUCGCCACCAUUUAUGAUGCUGGGCAUAUGGCUCCCUACGACAAGCCUGCAGAGUUGCUCGAGCUGAUCAAGCGAUGGCUAGCCGUGGAAGAGCUGUGAAGUCCCGUAGAGAACAAGGCUUGUAGAGGUGUAUACCGCCCGUGGUUUCGACAAGCUCAAGCUCAAACUCAAACUUAGACAGCGGACUCAAUGAAGCACCGCAGACUUCAAGUCAGUAGCGUGUGCCACAAUGUCAUGAGGCGCUUUGGAAUAUCUGGUGAUUGAAGCCGGAAGACUUAUGGAUCAGGCAUCGGUGAAUUCAUCUGCUAACAGUUAUAUAGCAUGUAGCCGAAGUGCGUUUUCAUGACCACGUCCUAUAACGCCGUCUCCUCUUAGCAGCGGACACUCUCAAUCUGUGAGGUCAAGAGAAUCCGGGUCAUUGUCAUCCCUUACAUAGACUGACGGAUCACGCCUGUCUAUUUAGCUAUGCCCAUCGAGCACC
Fomitopsis serialis is the source of this 1981-nucleotide messenger RNA. Its product is annotated as serine carboxypeptidase. Bases 46 to 1599 code for a protein of 517 amino acids. The transcript has 14 exons. Gene Ontology annotation, cellular component: fungal-type vacuole. Gene Ontology annotation, biological process: proteolysis. The record is from RefSeq and is a predicted model, not a curated record. Gene Ontology annotation, molecular function: serine-type carboxypeptidase activity. NCBI's taxonomy places the organism in Eukaryota, Fungi, Basidiomycota, Agaricomycetes, Polyporales, Fomitopsidaceae.